Molecule: messenger RNA, 447 nt
Organism: Penicillium olsonii
Lineage: Eukaryota; Fungi; Ascomycota; Eurotiomycetes; Eurotiales; Aspergillaceae
Source: the annotation of a GenBank genome assembly
AUGGCGUCCUUUGUGGAAGACCUGUGGUCCAGCAUUUUCACCCCCGGACCCACCCCAACCCUCCUGAUCGCGACCAACGUCGCCUUUGCCGCCCUCCAGGCCAUCUUCUUCGCCCUUCUCCUAGCCACCUACAGCCUGCACUUUGUCGCCCUGUCGAUUAUCAGCGGUGGACUAUGGUACUCUAUCAACUGGUUCGCCGCUGAGGUGAAACUCGCCCAGCAAGCACAGGAAGCCGAGAAGGAGAAGGAGAAGUUGGAGAAACCCCGCCUUCCCGACACCGAUAGUGAGACCGAAACCGAAGCUGUGAAAGAGGUCAAGGCCACGGUCACUGGGAGCUCAACACAUUUGCAUCCGGAGGGAGAUUCUAAGAAACGGCCCACUACCGGCGGAGAUGGCUCAGGCUAUGGAAGCACCGACAGCGAGUGGGAGAAGGUAGAUGACCAGUGA